This is a messenger RNA of Coccinella septempunctata (seven-spotted ladybird), 4240 nucleotides long. RefSeq names its product dorsal-ventral patterning protein Sog (gene sog). Gene Ontology annotation, biological process: multicellular organism development. Gene Ontology annotation, molecular function: protein binding. The transcript has 9 exons. NCBI's taxonomy places the organism in Eukaryota, Metazoa, Arthropoda, Insecta, Coleoptera, Coccinellidae. The coding region runs from base 257 to 3148 and encodes 963 amino acids. The record is from RefSeq and is a predicted model, not a curated record.
AGAAUAGAGAGUAGGGGAACAGUACAUAGUCGACAAAGUCGUACUGUAUGCUUUCACGAGACACAGUUUCGACUUUACAAGCAUCGCGAACGCAGCAAACGUCAUUCGGUGUCACCUUCUUACAUAAAUAUAAUCUCGUUCCAUUCAAACAUGCUGCAUUUCAGAUAAGGACAAUUCGAUUUUUUUACUCUGCCCCAUCCCGAACUCUAUCGAGUGAAGUUACUGUGAUAUUUUGGUUCGGUCGUUUCAUUCUACCAUGGUCACCGUCGGUUUUUCAAUUUUUUUUGUGCUAUGCACGAUCGUCAUCUCCGUGGAGACGAGGAAUAGGCCUCCGCUGAUCACAGACGACAACAACAGGAUGAGAAAUAAAGCUGCCGAUCUACCACUGAUGAUGGGAGAAAUAAACCAUGAAAGUGAACUGGAAUUUCAAUCAGAAUGUGUGUUCGGAAAUGAAGUACGAGAACUUGGAUCGCAGUGGAUACCAAAUUUAGGAGUACCUUUUGGAAUCUUGUACUGUAUGAAAUGCGAAUGCGUACCGUUUCAGAGGAAGAGGAGGAUAGUGGCCAAAGUGCAGUGCAGAAACAUACAGAAAGAGUGUCCUGAGCCAACUUGCAGUGAGCCAGUUCUCAAGAAAGGCAGAUGCUGUAAGACGUGUCCUGGUGACACCAACAAUCCAGAUAACAUACAAGACAUCGACAUCAUACCCCAGCACUCCCUAGACGACGAUGAGAAAACAACAAAACAUUACGCCGCCCUCCUCACCGGCAGAUCCUCCCUGGUGCUCAAAAACGACUACCUCCGACUGGCGCCCCACGACAGGAACAGAAACCGAAUCAUAGCCACCGGCAGGUUCACAUUCCACAAGAAAAACCUCCACUACUCCUUCGUCUUCUCCGAAAGGGCUCAAAGACCCAGAUCCCUCCAGUUCAUAGACAGCGAAGGUAACAUCCUCGAAGAAUUCACCCUGUUGGCGCAGGGCGCCCCCCUAGGCUUCUACCAGAAGACCACCAGGAAGGUUUGCGGGUCUUGGAAGAGGAUCGCCAGGUCCUACAGGCGUCUGAUGAAGCAGGAGAAGAUGUACGCCGCCCUGGUGUGGGGCACCAAGGACUACACGGAGUUCACGAUCAGCGGUUUGAUCACCAAGUACAACCUGCUGUCCAAGGAGAUGUUCAGCUCGCUGAUGGAACCCGCUUCGAACAGCGAUCCCGAUGUUAUGAAUGGGUCGGGCGGUACAGCUUUCAUCUCAGUUUCGACGGCCAUCAGUCCGUCCGUUUAUAUCUCGGUCAUCUUCAAUGGUUUGUUCGAAAUCGAUGAGAUAGCUGAUGUACCGCUCAAUAUCAGUCUCUAUUUGGAUAAGAAGAAGAUCGUACAGAAGCAAGUCAUCGUGAAAAAGCCAUCCAAUGAAUUGAACCUGGUGGAGACUAGCGCCGUUCUGGAGAAUCAAGAAAUGCGGGCUCUAACCAGAGGAAAACUAGGAAUUGGCAUAAGUUCAGUCAAGAACCCAGUGAACAUGAGACUUUACGGUCACAUAGUAUCCAAAGCGACCUGCGAAAUAUUCCAGACCCUACUAUCCAGCAACAGCGAGCAUAACACCCACAGCAUAACCGGCUUGGGCUGGUUCUACAUGACGAACGAAGGCAGUCUCAACUAUAACGUGCAGGUGGACAACCUAAAGACCGAAAUACCAAACUCCGUCACCUUGAUCGACCUGAGCACCAAGCGAAGGACAGAACUGGAAGACCUAACCCCCUAUUUCGAAGACGGUUGGGCGAACGGCACCAUCGAUAAAAUCAGCCCCAAAUUCUUGGAACCCUUUUACUUCGGCAACAUCGGCAUCAAUAUUUCCAUCGAGAGGACCUCGACGGUGAUCAAAGGUAAACUGGUGUCAAAGCUGGUGGCGGACGCCAGGAACUCCAAGGCGCCCAUCUUGCUUAAGAGGGAAAAUUACACGCUGCCAUCGACGGCGGUUGGGUUGGCCUGGAUUAGCGUGGACCACGACUGUCACAUCCACUACGACGUCUCUCUGAACGGUUUGGGAUUCAACAACAGGAGGUUGGACUUGAUCCUGGACCUACUUCCGAUGCUGGCUCCAGGAGCUCCUGUCAUUAGGAAACAUCUGGACAGUUUCGUCGGUAAUCAAGUUGAAAACAGCCCAGUCGAGGGGUUGUCCAAGGAGGAAUUGGGUCGAUUGGACACUGGUGUCGGUUUCAUCAAGAUCAUGGAGGAUAAGAGUCCAUUACUGUCUGCGAGAGUGACUCAGUUACAGAUACCCAUCGACUGCAGACCGCCCUACAACGCCGACAACAACGUACCACCGAUACUUUUCGACAAAAGCGACGACCAACCCAGCGUGGAAUGCUUCUACGAAGGGAAAUUCUACCAGGAAGAGGCCCAAUGGACGUCCAGCAGCGACCCUUGCACCAUGUGCUUCUGCCAAAACGGCAAAGAGAAAUGCGACACCAUGACCUGCCCGGAACCGGACUGCGAGGAAAGUUUACGCGUAAAGGCCCCAGGCGAAUGCUGCCCUUCCUGUCCCUCCAAAACCGUCAUCACCGAGAGCCAGAUCCAGAGGAACCUCCCGCACACGUGUCUCUUCAACGGAAAACCCUACUCCAAGGGCAGCAAGUUCCACCCGUUCCUGAUACCGACCGGCUUCGACACUUGCACGGAGUGCGUGUGCGAUCCAGUAGACCUGGAGAUCAAGUGCGUGAGGAACAGGAACGAGAGGACCUGUUGCAGGAACUGCAGCAGGCAGGAGUUCGACGUGAACGAGAGCUAUCCUGCUGACGAGAUGCCAAUAAGGAACCCCAACCUGAACAGGAAGAUUGAGAAGGCAACGAAAUCGGCUGAUCAGAUAAUGAAGGAGGGGGGAUGCAGGAACCUGAACAACCCUCACAAGCCGCACGAGAACGGUUCCGAAUAUUUCCCGUAUAUCGAUUCCUUGGGAUUCUACAAAUGCGUCACCUGUAAAUGUAAUAGAGGUAACCAAACAUGCAAAAGGAAUCCUUGCGACAAGGCGGCCUGCGAAAAGAUGUUCAAGGCUAGGAAAAACAAGAAACUUCAAACGGGUGAACACUGUUGUUCGGUGAAGGAUUGCAGGAGAUUCAAGCACAAGAAGAAUCACAGGACUACUGUGCCAACAAGCUGAACGUGAACGGAUACACGCGGUCUUUAGGAAAAGGGGCUUUCCUGCUCAGUCGCAGUGGAGCACCUGAGAAUUACCUAUCAACCAAAGAAGACUGAGACAGACAAACGUAUUGGACGCAGUUGUCUUUCAAUUAAUUGUAGAGUAAGAAUCGAAGAUGUUGCUGAAGGUCUGAGACUUACCUGUUAUCCCUAUGGUGAUAAUUUCAAGUCUCGCUGUUUGAAAAUAUCCAGUGGAUCGUGAAUGUGCGAUGUCCUUAUUGAAGUCACUAGUUAUUAUAGAAUUAUUGUAAGUAAUCCUUAGCUUUAUAUAACAUAAUUUAUAUUAUUUAUUGUAAUAAUUUAUUUCUUACAAGUAACUUUUCCAUGGUGUGAAGGGUUUUGAGGUUUUUUCCACCUUCAAUACUCAAGAAGUUUCUCAUUAGUAAAGAUAAUAAUUUUCGAAAAAUUCAAGCUUUUCUCAUGACUUGGAUUUAAAAAAAAAAACACCAGUGAACUAUGAGAUUGUUGGGUGCAGAGUGAAAAAGACUCAUUACUUACUAGAGAUAAAGGCUGAUAUAAUUUGAAAGUAUAAAAGAAACAUCCAGAACUGCUGUGGUAUGUUUGUAUAUUUGUAUAAUAUUUAUACCAAUUUUCAUUAACAAAAUAUUUUGCAUAUGUAUAUAUAAAUUAAUGUAUUCAAAUGAUAAUAAAAUUGUAUUAUAUGUUUCAGUAUUUUCAUGGAAUUAUUUUUUCACAAUUAGGGAUUGUUGAGUCGCUCAAAGUCCGGUUCUAAAAAACAGUUGUCAAUUAAGUGUUUCCUAAUGUUUGAAUAUAUUUCAAAAUAUUCAAAUACUUUGGAAUGAGAUGAAUUGGAGUUCAAAUCAUUGCGUCAUCAGCACAACAUGAAUCACUCUCAGAUCUGGGGUAUCUAUUAAUUUGUAUGACCUGUAUGAAAAUCUCAUCGUCCUGCUGUUUAGGAAAAGUUCAGAUUAUCAUUCUCGUAGUAAAAAAGACAGUACAUAAUCUGAAUGUUACGUAAUUAAUCAAGGAAAAGAAAUGCUGAAAAUCUUAACUGAAAUUGUACAAAAAUUAAAAUAAACGAUGAAAAAUUCAA